Molecule: messenger RNA, 9204 nt
Organism: Bursaphelenchus xylophilus (pine wood nematode)
Lineage: Eukaryota; Metazoa; Nematoda; Chromadorea; Rhabditida; Aphelenchoididae
Source: the annotation of a GenBank genome assembly
AUGGCCGAUCCCGCUGGAUUCUUCCUCAAGCAGACGACAUUCGCUCAUUCGGAGCAUCGGACCAAGUUCAAGAUCCGAGAUAGCCUAUGGAAUCCAGUUUUGGACGUCGUUGCGUUGGCUUCAACGGAUGGAGAAAUUUGCUUGAAGCGAGUACAUUGGAAGACUGGUUGGAAGGUGAGGAUUUUUAACUUUUUCUUUGGAUUUUAGGUCUUUUAUUAGGUUGAUACAAAAGUUUUUACACAUGUCUUUAAAAAAUUUUAAAAAAUUUAGACCAAGGCCAGUGGGCCUGAUAUAUAUCUUGUUAGAAAGAGGGCUGUUUGUAGAUUAUAGUAGAUUAAUAACUUUUUACAACUUAGCAAUUUGUAGUAGUAGCGCCGUGUUAAACCUUAACUACUCGAAGGAAGAAAAAGUAAACCACCGGCGUUACGUCUAGAGUGGCUGUAUCUUCUUAAUAUUCUAGAAUAUGGUAUGCCUGUAUGUAAUCUCUAUGGCAUCGAGGACAAUUUGCUAUAGGGCUAGUCGAAAAAUUUUUAGUGCGAAAAAUCAAAAAUUAGGGUCUGGCAAAAGUAGACCCUGUAGACGCAGCUAUUAGAAGCACUAAGAGAUAACGCUUUCUGUUAUUGUAGUGUAUGAGUAGCACUACAACGCCAAUGCUAAACAUUCGCGCUAGCUUUAGCUAUGCGGCAGAAAAAUCGAAUCUUUUUAAUCUACCAAUAUUUUACGAAAUUUAGGGGAUUUUUACAAAAACGUUUUCUGUUCAUUACUCUCGCCCGGUAUUCUAGUUAUUUAAUAAAUAAUUGAUCCUACUUGACAUACACUAUCAGUUGCUAGACGCGCUAAGCUGAAGGUCCUCUUGCCCUACCAGUAAAAAAAUUACAAAAAUUCGCCUAAAAGUGGAGUUUAUGCUACUUUUCUACCUUAUAAGGCAAUUUCAGUUGGUGACUUUUCGAAUGUAUCAUCAGCAUACUGUCUUUGUACAACCUGAAUGGCAGCCGAGUCAAAAAAAUCUAACUCCUUUCAAAAAAUUUUUAAAAAUCUGCUUUUGAUCGGUAGCUCGGCUCUCCGGCCAACUUUAUGGGAUGCUACAAAAAACGUCAGUGUAGAUAUAAGUAGAGCAAUAAAUUCAGAAGAAACUACAGCCAUCCCCAGUACGAAUAACCCAAAACCCGAGACUUUUUAGUGGGCUGGAAAAUUGCUAGGGCCCAGGAUAUUCACGAUGACACAAACGGAGAAAUUUUUAGUAUUUUUGAAAUAUUCUGAAAGGAAGCUUGUAGAAAAUAAAAUGCCACGAAUCAAAAAUUUUGCAAUGUUCUGCCCCAUACAUCUAUGCUUUCAGUUUUAACGUACAUUCAAUCAGGCUCUAGGAGUUUUAUUUUGAAGUGUCUCAAAAAAAUGUGUAAAAACUUUUGUAUCAACCUAAUAAUUGGAGUUCUGAGACUUCUUCCCCGGGGCGGUAUGGUGAAUAUAAAUUAUUGCCGAUUUUUCAUGUGAGACGUCCAAAUAGAGGAAGAUCGUUUUUCAAGACGUCUUUUACACAUUGUAGUUGGUUUUAAAAAACCUUUCGUUAAAUUUUAAUUGUUUUAGAAAAAGGUAGCGCCAGAGGCAGUGUUCUACUCGAAAUGGUCCAGAAACGCUUCGGAUUUGAGUAAAGAAGACGUCGGAGCUUUCUCCUGUUUUGCUUGGUCGCCGGAUGGGACUGUUCUGGCCGUUUGCUUCGAGUUUGGGGUGUGCCACUUCCUCGACGUGAACGAUGGAACAAUUUUGUACACCUUGAGGAUGAAGAGCCAGAAUUACACGCAUUUGAAGUGGUUGAAGUUGGACUGUCUCAAUAAAUUUGUCGAGACCGUCAAAACGGGUGGUCUGAUGAAUUUCGAUGGGAGUCUUGUGCCGGUAAGAAAUUUUGAGUUUGUUUUUUUCGCUUUUAGGAUAUUACACUUGAUGAGGAGGUCAAAAUUGCGCGAAUUUCCCACAAAAAACUUUGAUUUUUAGGUGCAAUGUGAGCAUCUGAGGACGAAAGAGUCUGAUAGUUGCCGAGAUCAUUACAAGAUUGUAAAAGGCAUCGAGCAUUAUUGCCAUGAUAAGAUUCAAAAGUCACUGCUGAAUACAAUUCUUAUUGCGGCUGGCCAACGAGCAGAAUUUGUGGGAUUCGAUGUCUACAUGGGUGGAGUUUUGUUGAUCAACAGUGUUCUCAUCGACGACAAAUUUAUGAGUCCAGGUAGCCUCGAAAAUCGACAUUAAUUUAUAUUACUUUAGACCUAUGUUGAGGUCUAAAGUAAUAUAAACGAAUUAUGUUAAAAUCUGAUUUUAUACUUUGCCGAAUAUCCUAAAAUUUUCAGUAUGUGAUCGUAUGUCGACUGAGGUCUCGGAUAUUUGCCUUUUGCCCAAUUCGAAUGUCCAAAUCGCGCUGGCCACAAUGUCCUGCGGAAAGCCGGUGUUCGACGAAGAUUGUGGCUUUGAAAUGCCGCAGGAAGCCGGCCCUUCAGCUGGAUCCACCAUCUAUCUUGUGGAAUUUGACAUCGGCUUGAAGAACGAGAAGCGAGUGCGGGCGUUGGCUAAGAUUGCCGCACGAUUGUGCCAUAUUUUCCACUUGAUGACCAAUAUCCGAGAGACCUUCCUGAAAACUGUCUCGGAUUGGGAGUCUCAGAGCGAGGUAGGUGGUGAAAUGAAAGUUUAAAUGUAGAAAAAUAAGUGGGGAAUACGAUAGGAUGUAAUUUUUCCUUUGAUUUUAGGAGUAAUAUCGAAAUUUUUAGUUUUUCCACGCCAACAUCUUCAAAAAACUCUUCGAAAAUUAUCAAUCUCAAACUGGCGGACGGGUCUCCGAUUUUUGCUUGGAUUUUGUUGGAUAUAUUUUAACUGGACAUGCCCCGGAUUCAUUUGCACACUCAUUCUUCCGGGAUAUCAAACAAAAACAAUGGAAACCGGCGAAAGAUUUCGUCCUGAAGCACAUCCCGUAAGUAUAACAUAAAUUUUUGAGGAUUUUCCUUCAAUUACAGUAUUUUUUGGCUAAAAAAGAACUUAUAGGAUUGUAAAGACGUCAGAAAUUAUAUUUUAGAGGCAAUUCAUUUUUAAAAUUUUCGAUUUACUUUCAGAUUUCUCAUGAAUAUGGUAAAAAGACACAUGAUCGUCGUCACCAACACGUUAUUUGUCCAUAUAAGCGCUCUGAUUGGCCAACUCGACGAGUUUGAGACCUCAGAGACACAGAAGUUGUUCGAAGAUGGAAUUCCUGACUUUUUAUCAGUCCUCCGGCAAGAUUCCAUAUCAAAACCAGUCGAACAAUGCAGAAAAGCCUUGGUUUUAACAUCACUCUUGAGAAAGAAGUUCAAGGAGUUAGUGGAUGUGGCCGGGGAUAAUUGGUGAGUUGAAGGGGUGAAUUCCGACUUUGAAGAGCGGUUUAUAGGGGAUCUUUGGCAUAUUUACCUUAUUUUAGGUAACAAAAUUAAAUUUUUUUUUGAUUUCUUGCAUUUUUGGCUAAAUUACCAUUGGAAAUUAUUAACGAUAGUCCGGAAUUGUUCGUUCAUCGAGAUUUAUCAUCGUUUUCAAACAAAAUUUUACCUUGUUUUAGGUCCAAAAUUUUUUUAUUUUUUGUCAUUUUGACUGUUUUUAUGACUGACUUAUGACUGGUUGGUAUCCCUAUGCUCGUAGAACGCUUGGUGCAACAAGUCUGGCCCAUUUCCCCUCAAAAGAUUGCCCUUUUCCUUCACAUUUUACCUUAUUUUACAUUCCAGGGCCGAACUAAAAUACAUGCUGCAAUUAUUAUGCACCCACCCCGACAAUGAAGGCCUCGAAAUGGAAAUUGACAAUGAUGGAGACGGUUUGUUGCGGGAACAUGACUUUGAACUGCUUGUAAAAUUUGUAACGAACGCUUUAAUCCAGCCGCAACUGCGACCCAUGAGGUGGUUUGAAUUUGUCGAUUUGUGGAUGAAUUCACUGAAGAAAAGUCCCGAAGCGAGUAAAGAAACGAAAGGAAAACUGAUCUGCAACCCAAACUGGCUGAAACAGCGGACGUUCGAUCGAAUUGCACCGCUUCUGGGCGUCUGUAAUGACGUUGUACCAGCAAAAUUGAGUGAAAAGGUGAGAAUUUUGGAAAUUGGUUUAUUUAUCAUAUUAAAAUUUACAAUUCGAAUAUUAAAAUGGGAAAUACAAAGAAAAUGGGGUGAAAUUUAACAAUGGGAGGACUUGGUUCAGGUCUAUUGGGCCAUCCUUUCCUUCAAGAUGAAUAUAUUCACCAUGAGGAAGGAUGAUGAUACUUGGCCCGAAGACUGAUCGCCAAUGUGGGUAGGGAAGUGUAGAUGAAGGCUGAGGGCCGCAAGUUGGCUGGACGGGGUCUUUUAAGCACAUUGGGAUCAUAUUUCGCAUGUUCUCCUUGAUCUUCGCCGGCUUCCAUAUUGAUGGACAAGAUGCAUUUAGCCUUGUCGGUGAUGGCAAAUCAGAUUGUUUCUGAUGUUCCUGACUCCACACAGGUCUCACUGGAGACCAGGCAGGGUAGACUGCCGCAGUUGACCACUCUGUUGGACGAAUAUCAGCAAAAUAUUCACCUUGAGGACAAGGUGAAGGUCCGGCUGUAGAAUAUCCCCCAUCGUCGCUGCUGCUCGAUCCUGAAGUUGAUGAGGUAGAAGGUGGCCUGAGAGAGACUUCAGGACCUUUGGCAUUGGCUGUGGAUGUAGUUUCGGCUUCGGAAUUGACCUUGAAAAUAAAGUCCCAUUCCAGAAGGGCAUCGUCGUCGAAAAGGUAGUCGAAACUGGUGAAAGGCAUUGCUUGGCGGAUGAAUGAAGUGCUGGUAGACGGCACAGAGGCAGUUGCGAGGACUGAAUGAGGAUAAAAAGAUUUUACGGACCCUUUUAUAUCGAGAAAAUCAAGGCUGUAGGCAGAAAAAAGGAUGAUUUUUUAUUGAUUUGCAGAAAAAACAUUGCGUAAAUUUAAAUUUUUUGAAAUUUCUGUUGUGAGGAAGACAGAAAAAAAGUGAGAUUCAGCUUAUGGGAUUUGAGUUUGAUUUUGUAAUUUGUGAAAAAGUGAAAAAUUUAUUUUUCAAAUUUGAACAUCAAAAUUUAUUUUUUUGGCGAUUUUAGGAAAAAUCGUCCACGGAAAAGGAACGCAGCGGCUUGGGAGGGCGAAAAUUCGACGAAUCAUUGGACCCGGAGAAAAUUGUAACCGUUGCCGGGUGUCUGAAGUACAUUUUUGAUACGUUAGAAGAGAUUUAUGUCAAUGGGACCACCGAAGUUAAAGGGUAAAAAAUUUUUUCAUUUUUUUGCAAGGAAAGUACUUCUAUGGGGUAUGGAGUUACAGGUCGAGACAUACAUCAAAAAAAUCGCAAAAUUUUUCUGAUUCAGAAUCUGUAAAAAUUGGCUGCCUAAUUUUGGUUUGUAAGGGUGAAAAAAUCCUCGAAACUUUUCUCGCAACACCACGCAAAUGCUUUUUUGACCAAGUUUUUACCAAUUCAAAAGCUUUGUUUUGGGCUAAAGUAAACCCUGGCUCUUGACAAGCCUGAAAAUUUCAAAUUUGAUUAUUACUACACCUUAAUCAGUAGUUCCUUUUUACAUUUUUUUUAUAUUGGAACUACUAAUUAAGGUAUAGUAUUAAUCAAAUUUGAUAUUUUAAGGCUAUGUGUAAUGAUGCCAGCGUGUAGUUUAGCUCAAAACAAAGCUUUUGAAUUGGUAAAAACUUCAUCAAAAAGGCAUUUGUGUGGUGUUACGAGAAAAGUUAUGAGGAUUUUUUCACCCUUACAAACGAAAAUUAGGCAGCUAAAUUUUACAUAUUCUGAAUCAGAAAAAUUUUGCGAUUGUUUUGAUAUAUGUCUCGACCGGUAACUCCAUACCCCAUAGAAGUACUAUUAGUAAAGUUAGUAAAGUUCUGUGUGAUUUUUUUCACUUUUUUCAUUUUUUUACGGUUUUUAGCGCUCUGGAUUCGAGCAUUCCAGUCCCACCGACGAAAAGUGUUCUGCUUGAGUACUGUCACCCGGAGCCGGCGACGAAAAUUAUUUUGUGCAACUGGAAUGACUUGAAAAGUGUUCACGAAUUCAUGCAGAAGCCGGUUGUGGAGUCCACGCUGUCCAGACUGCAAGACUUCGAAGCCUGUUUUGAUGCGAAUUUCAAUUCACUCAUUGUUGGUAAGAGAUUUGGGUUGGGUUUGGGUCGGCAGCUCGCGCCCGCGGUUGUUUGUAAUUUGUGAUUUUGGAGAGUUUUGAAAAAGUUGUGGGUGCUGAAAUUGAGCAUAAAUUCGGAGUAGAAUUCUUGAAGGCGUUUAAAUUUUUUUUUAUCAUGACAAUUGGAAAAAACGAGAUUUUUAGACCAGAAAUUGGCGAUUUUUUUUUUUGAAGUUGAAAAAGUGAGAACUGAAACUUUCAGAUAUUGUUUUUUAGACUAUUUAGAGCUCUGAUGCAAGAUUUGAAGGAAAUCUGAAGUAAAUUUAUUUUUAGAUAUCAAAAUUUUUUUUGAAAAUUUUUUCAUUUUUCUCGACUUUUAGUCCAUCGCCGAGCCGCCUCAACCCUCCAGGUGUACUCCUCAAUCGAUCUCCGCAGAGAAUAUCACACGUAUCCGGCCGAUUUUUGCGCCGCCGCACCAAAUCAGAUCUUGAAAUUGGCCAAAUUUGGAGUUUCGCAUGAAGUGGGUUUAUAUGGCCUUUUAUGAUUUUGAAAUUUAGUGCCGAACUGCAAAAUCAACUCUUCUGAACAUGUUUAUGAAUGGAUCCUAUCAUGUGUGCGACUUUGAGCUGUACGGGGCGGGCUCAAUGUACUUUAUGGCGGAUAUCUGCGAUCCGGACCAAAAUUCGGGCGUGAACCCGGUUUAUUUGAUCAAGUGCGAUGUUCUAGGACAAAUGUGCUUUGUUGAUGAUGUAAGUGGAGGAUUUUGAGAAAAAAAAUUGUAGUUUGAAAAAAAUUUUUGGUCGUAUUUUAGAAAAAAUUUUUGCCAAAAGUUCGAAUUUUUGGGAAAAAAUAAAAAAAAUAAGACUAAUUUUGCGUAUUUUAGGAGAAAAUAAAAUUUUAAAAAAAAUUUUCAACCAAAAAUUUUUGUUUUGCAAAAAAAAAAUCAACCCAAAAAUCCGUAUUUUAGCUCCCAAUUACCCACUCAACCGAUAGCUGCCUAAAAGUCGCCCCCAGAAGAGCGGUGGGGGUCCUUUUCGAACGAGAUUUUGAAUUUGUAAAGUGGUUCGACCUCGAAAUGAACUCGCUAAAUCAGCCAGAAAAUGAUGAGAAUUCCAGCUCUGGAUACACUCACUCGUUCACUUUCUCACCACUCAAGUACAAGCGGGAAGUCAAAGGUAAACUUUGGUUUUUGAAGUUUUGAGAUUUUAGAAGGAAAGUGCUUCUAUGGGGUAUGGAGUUACAGGUCGAGUCAUACAUCAAAAAAUUCGCAAAUUUUUUUGAUUCAGAAUGUGUAAAAGUUAGCUGCCUAAUUUUGGUCUGUAAGGGUGAAAAAAUCCUCAGAACUUUUCUCGCAACACCACGCAAAUGCCUUUUUGAUCAAGUUUUUGCCAAAUCAAAAGCUUUGCUGGUCAAGAUACCAAGAUAACCCUGGUAUCUUGACCAGCCUUAAAAUAUCAAAUCUGAUUAAUAUACACCUUAAUUAGUUGUUCCAAUGUAAAAACGAACUACUGAUUAAGGUGUAGUAUUAAUCAGAUUUGAUAUUUUAAGGCUGGUCAAGAUACCAGGGUUAUCUUGGUAUCUUGACCAACAAAGCUUUUGAUUUGGCAAAAACUUGGUCAAAAAGGCAUUCGCGUGGUGUUGCGAGAAAAGUUCUGAGGGUUUUUUCACCCUUACAAACCAGAAUUAGACAGCUAAUUUUUAUAUAUUCUGAAUCUGAAAAAUUUUGCGAUUUUUUGAUAUAUGUCUCGACUUGUAUCUCCAUACCUCAUAGAAGUACUUUCCUUUUAAAAAAAUUGGAUUUUUUUAGAUAAUGAGUCGAUGGAUUUGUCGCAGACUUCCCUCAUAAGCCCCCAGAACCGCACCACCCUCAGACAAAUCAAAACCGAACCCAUCGAAGAGGACGAGGAAGAUGAGGACAUCCCCGAGCCAGUCAAUCUCGAUGAUUAUGCUAUUUACGUGGAGUUGGAUAGCUCUCCGUCCCCGGAAACCCCCAACAGAGACGUGAUUAGUCGCCUAAGCACACCCAGAAGGUUCUUGUCCACCUCACCCAUAAGUGAAUGGAGAUUGGCGGAGGAAAGAGAGUCACCGGUGAAUAUGGUGAGAUUUGCGAGUUUUUUGGUUGAGGUGUGAAGAAGAGGUUGAAAUAUUGGCCAUUGCGGUCUGGUACAAACGUUUUUCAUAAUGAAGACUUCGAAACUUAAAAAAAAAAAAAAUUUUGAUCAAAAAAUUUUUUUUUCAAAAUUUGAUGAAAUUUGUCUCAAAGUUUAAAAUAGAAUUUUCAAAGGUAUAUGCGACAUUUCUAGUCGGAAUUUUAUGACAAGAGUCAGAAAAAUUUUAAUCGCAAAAAAUUGUCGCUUUUUUGACAAUUUCCGAUCUGAAAAUCUCGAUGGUUUGUCAAAAAUGCGGACUGGAAAUGUCGCAUAUGUCGUUGGAAUUUCUAUUUUAAACUUUGAGGCAUAUUUCAUCGAAUUUUGAAAAUUGAAUUUUUUGAGGAAAAAAAAAUUUUUUAAUUUCCAAGGUCUUCAUUGUGAAAAACGUUUGGGCCCGAUUGCAAUGACCAAUAUUUCCAUUUUUUUGGUAAAUUGGCAACUUUUUUUUGAAAAUCGGUAACUUUUUUUGUGAAAGUCGACAACUUUUUUUUCGAAAAUCGACCACUUUUUUUUGAAAAUCGGCAACUUUUUUGCUUGAAAAUCGGAAACUUUUUUUUUUGAAAAUCGGCAACCUUUUUUUUUUAAAUCGGCAACUUUUUUUUGAAAAUCGGAAACUUUUUUUUUUGCAUUUUUGAACCUUCAUCGAUGUUUUUGCAGAGGACCCGCUCGAACUCGUCGAAUUCGGACUCGGAGUCUCAUAAUUCCUCGACGAAUACGGUCGAGCAUUCCGAUGAAGACGAUGAGGAACGCCGAGAACGUCUGGAACAGGAAGAACAAGUGGAGGGGGACCCGGAAGACGUCUCCGAAAACAGCAACCACAGCAAUCAUGUGCUGGAAGAAGUGGCGGGCCCAAAUCAAACCCCAGACCAAGAGGAAGCGGCCUCGGAUCAUUCGGAGCAAUACUACUCGUUCCAGGAGCCCGAAGAUGAUGCCACAAGAAAUUCGGCUUCAGACAGCAUGGAGAGAGGAAGCUGA